ACAGUCAUUUUAUCGUUUUACCUGGCGCAACACGUUGUUUACUAUCGGCAGCAAUAUGGAUAAAGAAAAUCAAUCGAAAUUCUAUUUCAUCGGACAUUUUUUAAAUCGAGAAUUUGUUGGGCAGAAAUCGUUAAACGAAGAUAACGAGAAAAUUAUCGCUGGUGAAACUUUGGAGGAAAUUGUCGGCGGAUUAUGGAUAACGGCGGUGCAGUUCAUCAAGCGUGAGGUUAUGGUCGCUGGUGAUAAUUUCGUUUGGGCGGAAUCUGAAAAUCCAACGCAGGAUGAAAUUGAUAAGUUCGUAACGCUUCAAGAUCUGGGCUCGAGAAAAGUAAUGACAAUGAGUCAAGUCAACGUGGACUGCCUGCGAAAGUUGAGAGGAAAAAACGUCAACGUCUUCGUGUACACUUAUGGAAAGAAAAUUUGCAACAAAACCAUUCAUACCAAAUUCUCGUCCCAAUUACUGGUCCCAGAGAAGCGUGAUAGAGCCAACGCUGAUAACACUGUGUCAUUGAUGGAAAUGGUCGGCCAGCUGAAGGCGAUACACAGCGUCCACUAUGCAGCACACCAUUCCAGUUGGGUGAUGUGGGCAAAUUUCAUCCAAUCUGCCCCGUUGAACGAGUCACGAGAACGAUUGCUAAAUGAGUGUCCCCCAGCACAUUUAAUACCACUUUUUCGCUCAGUGGCAUUUUCUGACAACGAAAAAAUGCAAAGUGCCCGGAAUGGGCUUCAAGUCACUGACAACAUGAUCGAUUCAUUCAAGCAUCAACUACAGCUGCUAACGAAGGACUUUGAAACCAUGCGUCAGUCGAUCGCUCGUUGUAUCGAGAUGAUGGGGUGGCGAUUGAAAAGUUUGGAAGAUGUCAUCACGUCGAAUCAGAGAUUGGUUACUGCAAUGGCAAAUUCUCUGCAACCCGAAGAAAAUGAAACGAGUCAGCAACAAGAAAACCUUAUCAUGGACUGUGAGGAUGUAGAUCACGUGAUCUGAACUACAAAAUAACUAGAUUGCACGUUGUAUUGAACGAAACACUAAUGCUUUGUUGCAGCUGGUCUGCCAACAGUUGAUUUAUUGAAUAAACCCACCGAAUUA
Molecule: messenger RNA, 1087 nt
Organism: Bradysia coprophila
Lineage: Eukaryota; Metazoa; Arthropoda; Insecta; Diptera; Sciaridae
Source: RefSeq, a predicted model, not a curated record